GGAGUUCUCCCUGUUUCUCUCCGUCUCUCUCUCAUCUCUAAUGGCGACAGCGCUUCGGUGCCCGCAAGCAGCGGUACGGCUUCCGUGGGGGGCGAGAAGGCCCAACGGCGGAAGAGGCCCCCGCCACUGCCAGGUGCCGAACAUCCGGGCGUUCCAGCGUAGCGACAUCGGAAGCUUCGCGAAGGACGCGUGGCGGAGCGCCAACGACGGAUUCGAGCGGUUCCUUUUCGAGGCUAAGAAGACCGCCGAACGCCUCGACCGCCAGUACGCCCUCUCCCGCCGCUUCGACACAAUCGCUCGCUCAGCCGCAACUCGCGCUAAAGAAAUCGAUAGGGAACUCGAGAUUGGCACGCGCUGGCGCGCUUUCAGCAUGGAUUUCAACAGAAAUUGGCCUAGGUACAGGAAGCAGCUUUCUGAUUCCUUGGAGACCCCGUUGGGAAGAAGCUUUGCGACCAUUUUCUUCCUGUGGUUUGCAUUAUCCGGAUGGCUUUUUCGGAUAUUGUUUUUCGCUACGUGGGUGCUUCCAUUUGCUGCUCCUCUCCUCAUAGGAGCUGCCAACAACCUUGUUAUUAAGGGCGAUUGUCCGGCUUGUAAGAGGCAAUUUGUUGGUUACAAGAACCAAGUAAUCCGUUGUGGAAGCUGUGGAAACACCGUGUGGCAGCCAAAAUCAGACUUCUCUUCAAGAGACGGUAGAGGAGGCCCUUCUUCAAAGUCAGAGCCGGAGAUUAUUGAUGUUGAAUUUGAGGAGAAAUGAAGAGAAACUCGAGAUGUGGGGGAUGAUCGCGUAUGGUAGAACUUUAGAUUACAUACAUAGAGUAAUGAGAAAAGCGUCAGAGUUUUUACUUUCCAUUUAUUUCGAUAUAAAGUCUUGUUCUUUGCUUUCGUGUGUGUGUGUGUGUGUGUAAAUUGUGCCUCAUGUGUUUUUGAAUGUCUUGUAAGAACUGUGCAUUCGUGCCAAUGUAUACAUCUUUUUCUCUA
Pyrus x bretschneideri (Chinese white pear) is the source of this 978-nucleotide messenger RNA. RefSeq lists its product as uncharacterized. NCBI's taxonomy places the organism in Eukaryota, Viridiplantae, Streptophyta, Magnoliopsida, Rosales, Rosaceae. The transcript is spliced from 4 exons. The record is from RefSeq and is a predicted model, not a curated record. Gene Ontology annotation, cellular component: chloroplast. Bases 41 to 754 code for a protein of 237 amino acids.